Molecule: messenger RNA, 804 nt
Organism: Nerophis ophidion (straightnose pipefish)
Lineage: Eukaryota; Metazoa; Chordata; Actinopteri; Syngnathiformes; Syngnathidae
Product: histone H3.1t-like
Exons: 2
Coding region: 17-691 (224 amino acids)
Cellular component (GO): nucleosome
Molecular function (GO): DNA binding; structural constituent of chromatin; protein heterodimerization activity
Source: RefSeq, a predicted model, not a curated record
CGAGAAGCAGUGAACCAUGGCAAGAACCAAGCAGACAGCCCGUAAGUCCACCGGCGGCAAAGCCCCCAGGAAGCAGCUGGCCACCAAGGCCGCCCGCAAGAGUGCACCCGCUACCGGCGGCGUCAAGAAACCUCACCGUUACAGGCCCGGAACCGUGGCUCUCCGUGAGAUCCGCCGCUACCAGAAGUCCACCGAGCUGCUCAUCCGCAAACUGCCCUUCCAGCGCCUGGUCAGGGAAAUCGCCCAAGAUUUCAAGACCGACCUCCGCUUCCAGAGCUCCGCAGUGAUGGCUCUCCAGGAGUCCAGCGAGGCUUACCUGGUCGGUCUGUUUGAGGACACCAACCUGGUCAUUCAGUUUCGUUCACUACAACGUGAAAUCAUGUCUGGACGCGGCAAGGGAGGUAAAGGACUGGGGAAAGGAGGCGCCAAGCGUCACCGCAAAGUUCUCCGUGAUAACAUCCAGGGAAUCACCAAACCCGCCAUCCGUCGUCUGGCUCGCCGCGGCGGAGUGAAGCGUAUCUCCGGCCUGAUCUACGAGGAGACCCGCGGCGUCCUGAAGGUGUUCCUUGAGAACGUCAUCCGCGAUGCCGUCACUUACACCGAGCACGCCAAGAGGAAGACUGUGACCGCCAUGGAUGUUGUCUACGCCCUCAAGAGGCAGGGACGCACCCUGUACGGUUUUGGAGGUUAAUUAAUUUCGCUCUCACCCCAUUUCAAACACCAACGGUCCUUUUAAGGACCACCCACAUAUGUUUGGAGAGUUGUUAUUCCUCAAUCAAAAAAAAUGAAAUUAAAUUGCAUGUC